AAUGAAAAAAUAAAAGAAUCUGAAUUUCAUGGCAAAUAAUAUUUUUUUGCACUUUGUUUCACAUGGCCUUACCACUGAUUAUUUGAUUUUUAGUGGAGCUAUGGAAGAAUGAGAAAACGUCCAUAGAGAUACAACCGGAAUCAUAUAGAACAUUAUUAGGCACAACAACACUAUUAGGGGUUUCUAUCUCCAGUAAUGAGUACAUUUAUGUUGCCCAUCAAUUGUUAUACAUAGUUAUGCACCGUACGUUCUAUUUAAACUCUAAAAUCUCUCUUGCUGAAAAAAUAUGAGCAGAAACAUCAUGAAUCUUAUGGAUUAUUAUGUUUACAUGCUGAGCUGAGAGAUUAUAGGGCCUCAACGACCGUGUAUUAAUAACCUGAGUAUUUUCUACUUAGUCCAUUAUUGUGGUAUAUUAUGUGUUUAGAGUGAUAGCUAGUGAAGGAAGGAAGGAAUGAAGGCCGCAUGACGACUCCUUUUGGGCUACCGAUCACGGAGGACACCGUGGGAGCAUUGUCCAGGUACCAUGGAAAGAAGGUGAUCACCCAGGAUGACUGCGCACGAGAAGCCAUGAGGCUGAUCCACGCCGAGGGCAAGAACCUGGAUGCUCUCGAUCACGCGUGGAAGCUCAAGGAAAAUUAUGGCAAUGGGAUGAGCACCUUGGUCCUCGUCUACAACGCCACCGGCGCCCGCGUGACCUUGGAGCAGAGGCAUGACUGGCAAGGCUACGUCUAUAGAAACCAGCCGCCGCCCAGCAUGCACAACGGCCAGUGGAUCUCCUUCCUCCACGUCGGGACCGGCACGGCCAGCCGUGCCGGCAGGGUCUUCCGUGGCCGGGACAAGAACGGCAAAAUUCGCGACUUCGUCGUCGCCUGGUUUAUCCCGUUGAACCUCCAGCCAACAGCAGCCUAUACUGAAAUCGGCGACCAAGACGCAUUUACGGGCCGGUGGCCUUACGUCGGUGCACGUCUCCAUACCGCAAAAAGAAUCACCCGGGCCAGCGACCACAACUGCGCGUCCACAGUCAGCAUCGACGGCUACACAACUUCGCAAUGCAUUGCUGUUCUACAACACAACUUUGAGCCCAUACCAUCAGAGCGCGAUGAUCCGGCCGAAUGGCCUUAGUAGCAACAAAUAACUAUAGAAUAAGACAUGUGCCCGCCCGCGCCGGCGACACAUUAUAUAUAAAUAAGUUGUUCUCCACCGCCCCUACAUAAGAGUGCAUGCUUUGUGGUACUACACUAGGAAGAAAAGCUAAGCUGUGACCUACCCAUAUCCAACCCGUGUAUGUCCUAUCUUUACACUAUGUAUUGAUCUAUCUAUUUGUUUUAACGCUUCAAUUCUGCA
This is a messenger RNA of Triticum dicoccoides, 1344 nucleotides long. Its product is annotated as 23 kDa jasmonate-induced protein-like. The coding region runs from base 463 to 1122 and encodes 219 amino acids. NCBI's taxonomy places the organism in Eukaryota, Viridiplantae, Streptophyta, Magnoliopsida, Poales, Poaceae. The record is from RefSeq and is a predicted model, not a curated record. The transcript has 2 exons.